Mesocricetus auratus (golden hamster) is the source of this 2648-nucleotide messenger RNA. It is a transcript of the gene Mcm5, whose product is annotated as minichromosome maintenance complex component 5. The transcript is spliced from 17 exons. The coding region runs from base 130 to 2334 and encodes 734 amino acids. Gene Ontology annotation, biological process: DNA replication initiation; double-strand break repair via break-induced replication; DNA replication. Gene Ontology annotation, molecular function: DNA replication origin binding; single-stranded DNA binding; ATP binding. Lineage: Eukaryota; Metazoa; Chordata; Mammalia; Rodentia; Cricetidae. The record is from RefSeq and is a predicted model, not a curated record. Gene Ontology annotation, cellular component: nucleus; MCM complex.
GCGAGGGCGAGCGCGCCAAUGGGAGCGUCAGACGCCGCGGCCGCCGUAGACGCCGCGCGCGCCAGGGUUUUCCCGCGAAAUCCGCCCGGGGAGCGCGGUGUCCGUGUGGCGCGGCUGUGAGGUGCAGUCAUGUCGGGCUUCGACGACCCCGGCAUCUUCUACAGCGACAGCUUCGGCGGCGACCCCGGCGCCGACGAGGGCCAGGCCCGCAAGUCGCAGCUGCAGAGGCGCUUCAAAGAGUUCCUGCGGCAGUACCGAGUGGGCACCGACCGCACCGGCUUCACCUUCAAGUACAGGGAUGAACUCAAGCGGCAUUACAACCUGGGGGAGUACUGGAUCGAGGUGGAGAUGGAGGACCUGGCCAGCUUUGACGAGGAGCUAGCAGACUACUUGUACAAGCAGCCAGCCGAGCACCUGCAGUUGCUUGAGGAAGCUGCCAAGGAGGUGGCCGACGAGGUGACCCGGCCCCGACCUGCGGGUGAGGAGGUGCUCCAGGACAUCCAGGUCAUGCUCAAGUCAGACGCCAGCCCAUCCAGCAUUCGCAUUCUGAAGUCAGACAUGAUGUCACACCUGGUGAAGAUCCCUGGCAUCAUCAUCUCAGCUUCUGCCGUUCGUGCCAAAGCCACCCGCAUUUCCAUUCAGUGCCGCAGCUGCCACAAUACCCUCACCAAUAUUGCCAUGCGCCCGGGUCUAGAGGGCUAUGCCCUUCCCAGGAAGUGCAAUAUGGAUCAGGCUGGGCGCCCAAAGUGCCCCUUGGACCCCUACUUCAUCAUGCCUGACAAGUGCAAGUGCGUGGACUUCCAGACGCUGAAGCUGCAGGAGCUGCCUGAUGCGGUGCCUCAUGGAGAGAUGCCCAGGCAUAUGCAGCUCUACUGCGACAGGUACCUGUGUGACAAGGUUGUUCCUGGGAACAGAGUCACCAUCAUGGGCAUCUAUUCCAUCAAGAAGUUUGGCUUGAAUUCCAGCAAGGGCCGGGACAGGGUGGGUGUGGGCAUCCGGAGCUCCUAUAUCCGAGUCCUGGGCAUCCAGGUGGACACAGAUGGCUCUGGCCGUAGCUUUGCUGGGUCUGUCAGCCCACAGGAAGAGGAGGAAUUCCGUCGCCUGGCUGCUCUCCCCAACAUCUAUGAGCUCAUCUCCAAGAGCAUUUCCCCCUCCAUCUUUGGGGGUAUGGAUAUGAAGAAGGCUAUAGCCUGCCUGCUCUUUGGGGGCUCCCGGAAGAGGCUCCCUGAUGGACUCACUCGCCGAGGUGACAUCAACCUGCUGAUGUUGGGGGACCCUGGCACAGCCAAGUCGCAGCUUCUGAAGUUUGUGGAGAAGUGCUCUCCCAUUGGGGUGUACACAUCUGGAAAAGGCAGCAGUGCUGCAGGCUUGACCGCCUCAGUGACACGGGACCCCUCCUCCCGAAACUUCAUCAUGGAAGGUGGAGCCAUGGUUCUGGCCGAUGGUGGCGUUGUCUGUAUUGAUGAGUUUGACAAGAUGCGGGAAGAUGACCGUGUGGCAAUCCACGAAGCCAUGGAGCAGCAGACUAUCUCCAUUGCCAAAGCUGGGAUCACUACCACCUUGAACUCUCGCUGCUCUGUUCUGGCUGCAGCCAACUCAGUGUUUGGCCGAUGGGACGAGACCAAAGGGGAGGAUAAUAUUGAUUUCAUGCCUACCAUCUUGUCCCGAUUUGACAUGAUCUUCAUUGUCAAGGAUGAACACAACGAGGAAAGGGACAUGAUGCUGGCCAAACAUGUGAUCACUCUACAUGUGAGUGCGCUGACACAGACGCAGGCUGUGGAGGGUGAGAUCGAACUAGCCAAGAUGAAGAAGUUCAUUGCCUACUGCCGAGCGAGGUGUGGCCCUCGACUGUCUGCAGAGGCAGCAGAGAAACUGAAGAACCGCUAUAUCAUCAUGCGGAGUGGGGCCCGUCAGCAUGAGAGGGACAGCGAUCGCCGUUCCAGCAUCCCUAUCACUGUGCGGCAGCUGGAGGCUAUUGUGCGCAUCGCUGAGGCCCUUAGUAAGAUGAAGCUGCAACCCUUUGCCACCGAGGCCGAUGUUGAGGAGGCACUGAGGUUGUUCCAGGUGUCCACACUGGAUGCUGCUCUGUCUGGCAAUCUGUCAGGGGCGGAGGGCUUCACUACCCAGGAGGACCAAGAGAUGCUGAGCCGCAUCGAGAAGCAGCUCAAGCGCCGCUUUGCCAUCGGCUCCCAGGUGUCCGAACACAGCAUUGUUCAAGACUUCACCAAGCAGAAGUAUCCAGAGCACGCCAUCCGAAAGGUGCUGCAGCUCAUGCUGCGCAGGGGAGAGGUCCAACACCGCAUGCAGCGCAAGGUGCUCUACCGCCUCAAGUGAGCCCACUGCCCAUCAGCCCCAGACCUGAGUGCGGCCACUGCUCCAGCUCCUGGCUUCUUGCACUUCUGCGUCCUCUGUCUGAAGGAGCGUGUGCUGCCUUACCCUCGCCUCUGACUGCUGUCUGCAGUCGCCUGCAGCCCCUCAGAAUGCGCUUUGGUCUCUUGGCCUCAAAGACUGUUUGGAUGCCUGAGGGCUCUGAUAUAGGUGCCUAGCCCCUGUCCUGCCUCCUGCAAGAUAGGUCUGGCUCCUGGACUGCCAGACUGCCAAGCUUCUUCAUGUGUUCAGAGGAAAUAAAGUGAGUCCUUGGCUGCUAA